This is a messenger RNA of Oryza sativa Japonica Group (Japanese rice), 906 nucleotides long. The record is from RefSeq and is a predicted model, not a curated record. Lineage: Eukaryota; Viridiplantae; Streptophyta; Magnoliopsida; Poales; Poaceae.
AUGCCCGAUGGGACCGAUAAGAAGUCAGACAAGCAAUUCCUUCUCAUGGCCGAGAAACCACCGCUAUCACCAUCUUCGGCUAGUUCAGGCACUGUCAAGGAGAAGAUCCAGAAGUUAGGUUUGACCGACGUCAAUGAAGGGAACGUCGGGGUUCAAGGUGAUGGUUCACAGGGAGUUCAAGGUGGAGGUGUUAAUCAAGACGACAAUGCAACGCAGUUGCAGUUCAACAACAUUCAAGAUCAGGUUGACUAUGCUCCACAGCACACUGGACAGAAUGUGAAUCGGCUAACGCAAGACCAGGUUGCAUCUAUGUUCUUACGUCCUCAACACACCAUUGAUCCAGCCCAGCAGCAGCCGAUUCAGCAGACACUACCAAGGCAGCAGGUUGUGCAACCAGUUCAGCAAACACCUCCAAUCCAACAUGUUGUGCAACUAGUUCAGCCAAACACCUCCAAUCCAACAGGUUGUGCAACCAGUUCAGCAGACGCCACCAAGACGACAGGUCUUGCAGCUGAUUCAGCAGACACUGUUGAGGCAACAGGUUGUCCAGCCGAUUCAGCAGCAAGGUCCGAUGAAUGCAUCGGCUGGCCAGAUGGCACGGUUGUUCCUCAAGUUAUUCCUGAACAUUUGGUGUGCAAUAUUCAGCCAGACCUUCAAAAUUACCAGGGGGGCAACUUGAAUUAUCAAUAUCACCCACCAUCACCUCAUGUUCAGUACCAGCAAGCAGGAUCGGCUCAGCCCCAAUUUGUUCCUCAAUACAAUCAAUUUGAGCCUAUGCCACAACAACUUCAAGGAACACCUCAACAGCGGCCAUGGGCCGAUUUGAUUGUAGAUGUCAUGAAGGAGCAGUUCGGGCUUAGGCCGAAAGACGCUGGAAACCUAUAUCGACAGCCAUAUCCUGAAUAG